Messenger RNA from Uloborus diversus, 1630 nucleotides. RefSeq lists its product as uncharacterized. NCBI's taxonomy places the organism in Eukaryota, Metazoa, Arthropoda, Arachnida, Araneae, Uloboridae. The coding region runs from base 233 to 1630 and encodes 465 amino acids. The transcript is spliced from 9 exons. Gene Ontology annotation, molecular function: nucleic acid binding. The record is from RefSeq and is a predicted model, not a curated record.
AGCAAUGCGAUGCUUAGGUGACAAGUAUAGAUUACGUACUAAUGAAUUUGAAGUCAAUUAUUAUUUUGAAUCUAUUGUUAAUGAAAAGAAUUAAUAUAUUAUUUCCUUGAGCCUCGUUUUCAAAAAACUGGUGCAACGAGAUUUUCAAGGAUAAACGAAUACCAGUUUUAACGAAAACAAAUGAUGCAUCAGACAAAUCAGCUCCCCGGAAAAUAUCUAUAGGAUUCUUCUAAUGGAAAAGCCAUUAAUACAAGAUAAUAAACUGCAUGUUUGUGUAUCGCAUUAUAUUAAAAGAAUGGAUGAGCUGACUGAAGAUUUUAAUACAGCAUUAGAUAACUCUUUUUCCUUACUUAUGUCUUCUGAAAGUGCUGAGAAAACUAGAAGUUGGAAACAUACUUCUCCUUCAAAAUGUGUUUUUAAUCCUACAGCAAGUUUUGUUGUAAAAUCAAGUGCUUUGAGCGAAGAUUCUUGUUCUAGUUUUAGCUUAGACAAUAAAAUACAAUUUCAAAGAGAUUUUUCAACUAAUGGCUCGCAUCAUCAAAGUGAUUCUGAUGAAAUCAGCACACAACAAAAUUACCAGUUGAGAGCUUGGAGGCAUUGUGCUACAAAUAUAGGAGAGUCCGAUUCUGUAAACGAAAAUUUCCACGCAUGUCGAACUCCACGCAGAAAAAGAAAAUUCAAAAGGAUGUCAGUUGAUCCCCCCUCCAUUGUAGAUCAUGACUUUCAGAUAUUAGCGCAAAAAACAAAACGUUUUCGUAACUUUAGGUCUCAGAAACUUUCCAAAAUAUCUUCCAAAUGUAACAAGUUUUCAAAACUUACUGCAUCACAGCUGUCAGUUGAAAUGGAAAACAUUUGCCGAAGUUUUGCUACUGCUGCUUGUGGUAAACGUAAGCGUUGCUCCCAUGAAAGAAAUCCAGAAUGUCAUAGUUACGAUUGCAAAGACUUUGUAACCGAUAAAAUAGCAUCUGAUGAAACAUCUGACAGCUCAAACUUGUGCCAUCAUACGGAUUUUCACAAUGGUAUCACACGUGAUUUUAGCAGCACAGAUAUUAGCUCAAGUGAAAGUGAAUGUGAUGAGCAUAGAGAAGCGGACGAUGAACUUAGUGAUUUUUUCCAAGAACUUGGACCUACUUAUGGUGUGCCUUAUAUUCCUGCAACACUUUUAAAUCCAGAAUGCUCAAAUGAUGCUGAUAUGUUAGAUUCAAGCUUUCAGCCAUUGAUAUCAGAUGUACUUCAGAAUAAAUCUGAGGAAAGAAGAGUAAUUCGUUCAGGGAGGAGAAGAUUGGAGAAAAUGGUAUGUGGAGUUGAAAAUGGAAAUUCAAAAACACAAGUUUGCAUUGCUUUUCCUGCAAAAAAUGAAUAUCAGUGCUUGCCUAUUGCUGGUGAAAAUUAUGUUUUGAAAGUCCCAUCGAAUGACACAAAACGAAGAAAACAAAUGUCUCCUUUAAUGAAUUUUCAUGGUUAUGAGGAUAUUGCUACCCCAGUUUCUGAAUCAAGUAUUAACUUUCGCUUGCUAAAAAAUAUGGGAUGGAAACCAGGAAUGUGCUUAAAUCUAACAGGAAGUGGAGUUGUGUCACCUGCAAAAUCAGUUUUGGGCAGAGAAAAAGAAGAGCUUGAAUUUAAUUUAUGA